Messenger RNA from Exophiala aquamarina CBS 119918, 888 nucleotides. RefSeq lists its product as uncharacterized. Lineage: Eukaryota; Fungi; Ascomycota; Eurotiomycetes; Chaetothyriales; Herpotrichiellaceae. The coding region runs from base 472 to 888 and encodes 138 amino acids. The transcript has a single exon. The record is from RefSeq and is a predicted model, not a curated record.
GACGCCGACACGUACAAAUUUCAAGACCACCUUCUUCAAGGAGCCUCCAGUGGAGGAGAACGAGCUGCCGAUCUGCUAGCAGAGUGCGUUCGUGACUAUUCACGCACCAUUGAGACAGUUCCCGACCGUGUGGACAUCGUCGUCAAAGCGUUCGCUAACAUCGACGGGUUGGCGGCGUCGUUGGUGCGCGACGGCGUGAUUCGGGAAGCGAAUCAGUUGAAGCACUUUUGUGCCGGGUUUAAUAAUCGGUCGCCUUUGUUUGACUUCGUGGAUGUCGGCGCUGGCAAGGAGCGAGCUGAUCAAAAGAUUCGUGAGAACUUCCAAUUCUAUCUGGAAGUUCCUGGAUGCCAGCACAUUCUUCUGGCUUGUUGCCAUGAUGCUGGAUAUGCUCCUUUCUUAGGUCAGCAUAUUGUCGACCAGUCCACCGCCAAACGUAUUACGUUGCUUGAGGGUGCUUUGGUGGCUUCGCCCAUGAAAAAUCUGGGGACUGUGCAUCGGGUCCAGUUUCGGGCCGUGUUUACAACAGCAGUCCUGUCACCGAUGAAUGGACGUCAGAGUCCCAGGCCUAAAGGCGGAUACACCUAUGCUGUACCUUUCAAACAGUUGGAAAAGUUGACCAAAGUCACCCGGAAUUCAAAGGGUCAGCGGGUAGACAGUUAUCUCAGCGUGGAUGAGAGUUUAAUGAAACAAGUAAAGAGCUACAACCUCUGUCAUUGGCUCUUCUUGCGCGGCGAGUGUAAAGGUUGCAGUCGAGGAAAGCAUUCGUUUCACCAGCUUUCGGACGUGGAGUUUGAUGCCCUGUGGCUCCUGGCACGUCAGGGAUCAUGUUGGAAAGAGCACCGGGGCAUUUGUGACGAUGCUUUGUGCAUUUAUAGUCAUUGUGGGUGA